GCGGAAAAUCAACGUAUUCGUCCCUGCUACGCUUGGAGAGGUCAAAAUAUAGCACAUACACUGAACUUCAAACUCCUGUUUUCUCUCUUCCUCUAUUUUGUUGUUUAUAACUUGGAAAUCACAGUAGACGCUAGAUGAAGUUGAAAGGAAAAGUAGCAUUGAUUUCAGGAGGCGCCCGAGGUCUUGGUAGAGCAUACGCAGAAGCAAUAUUAAAGGCUAGCGGAAAGGUAUGUUUAUGUGAUAUAGAUUCAGAAGAAGGAUUAAAAACUCUGAAAAGAUUUCAGACAACAUUUGGUAAUGACAAUGUAAUGUUUGUAAAAUGUGAUGUAACAGAUCAUGAUAGUUUUGAAAAUGUAUUUAAGCAAGCAAAAAGAAAAUUUGGUGUAUUAGAUAUUGUGGUAAAUAAUGCAGGACUUCUUACAGAAGAUAACGUGAGAAAAACAAUGAUGGUUAAUUCAAUAGGUGUCAUAGAGGGGACACAGCUAGCUACACACUAUUUAAGUAAGGAAUCAGGAGGACAAGGCGGUGUUGUUGUCAAUAUUUCUUCUACUGCAGGUUUAACUCCAGUCUUCUACAUGCCAAUUUAUGUAGCUUCUAAAUAUAGUAUUGUAGGAUAUACAAGAAGUGUUGCUCAAAAUCCUACCAACAAAGAAAGAGGGAUGAGAUAUACUUGUUUGUGUCCAGCUUUUACUGAUACUACCAUGUUUGAUAAGAAAUGGUCCAAUGAGGGAGAAGAACCACCACCAGGGAUCAGUGAAGAAGAGAAAAAAGGGGCUCUACACCUAAUAGAAGCAACAGGUGUUAAUACAGUAGAGGAAGUGGUGAAGGGAUUUAUGACAUUACUAGAAGUAGAUGAUAAUAAUGGUGCUGUGAUGACAGUGACUAAAAAACAUGGUGUUCAGUAUCGUCAUGGGAAACCGUUAAGCCAUAAAUUAUAACUUGAAAACAGAAUAUUUUAAUCAGAUGAACUACUUAAACUGUCAUUACUGAUUGAAUCCUUUAAGUGGUUAGUUAUUUUACACACAUAUUUAGUGUUCAUUUAGUGUAUCGUCUAGGGAAACCAUUAAACCAUAAAUUAUCACUUGAAAACAGAAUAUUUUAUUCAGAUGAACUACUUAAACUGUCAUAACUGAUUGAAUCCUUUAAGCGAUUUGUUAUUUUACACACAUAUUUAGUGUUCAGACUAGACUACUGAAGAUAUAAUUUUGGUCUUUCCUGAAGAUACAACUCUUUGGUGUCUCUAAUGGCAGUCCAUAAAAAGUGUUUCAAGGUAGAAUUUAGGUCUGUCCUAAGGGGAACAAGUCUCUGGUGUUUCUGAUGGCACUUCAUUAUCAGAUGCUUGCUAAACUAGGGAUUUAAAGUUACUUUACUGCUAAUCUUGUAAAAUUCUCUUUUCACAAGUAGAAACAUUUUAAGAUUCUUUCUGGUACAAGAAAUCUGGUACUGAAUACAUUCUUUAAGUUUCAGGUCCCAGGUUUUAUAAAUAUUGAAAAUGUUAUCAGGAGUUUCCAUGAAAUACAUGCCAAAGCAAGAAUAACUUCAAGGAAUGCAUCUUAUGGAGUUGAAUCAAAAUGAGCAAUACAUCCUUUAUAUAAUAAUGUGCAUACAUGAUCACUUGUUAGUGAUGCUAAAUGCUACAUUUUCUUGAAAAAUUAUUAUGUAUGUUCAUGCUAAUUAUUCCAGGAAAUGUAGCACUAGUUUGAGAGGAAGUUCCCAUAGUAUUCUAUCUGAAAUUUGUACAUGUAUGAUUGGUCUUGUAGAAAACCAAGGCACGGGCACUGUCUUCCACAAAUAUGGUUGAAUGUCAUUUUAUUUUGUUAAUUUUACUUAUAUUUUGUGAUAAAUGAAAUUAAAUAUGUAUUUUUUAUAUUAAGGAGAAGGUAGGAUAUAAGUUUCUUGUAGGCUCCUUGUAAGAUAAAGAAAAUGGUUAGAUUUUUAAAUUACAUGUACAUCUUCUUAUAGCUAUGUAAUACCAGUUCUAUCAUUAAUAAUGAUAAAAAGAAGUAUUUGUAUUCUGUUUUCAUUAAAAUGUACUAGCUUUUGUCCAUAUUGAGUUGAAAGGUACUUAGAGCAAGAGGGACUCAUAAAAUCUGAACUUGAUCAAUAUCUUUUUAAAUGAGAUAUCUGAUUUAUGUGGAUCUUGCUUGUUCUCUGUCUUAUUUUACCCAAAUUUAUAUUACUGUGGAGUCAUUAUAUUUCAGUGGAUACCUAUUUGUCCUUGAAUUUAAAGGGUAUGGGUGCAUGACAAAAAAUAUUUCCUAUAGGCUUGUGAGCAAUGAUUUCUAGGUAUCCAUGAAAAAAUACAAUUUUAACCAAUCCACAAAAAUUGGUUACUACAAAAACAAAUGAAUCCAUAUUAUUCAAAUAUGUUGUUUUCCACAUUGUAUUAAAAUAACUGAGCCCCAAAAGAAAUCCUAUACAUGUAGUACCUUUUCCUUUUAUUCUUGGUUGAUUUUAUUUAGAUGCAUUUGUUAAUGAUUAUUAAUUUGAAGUAUUUAUUGUUAAUUAAAAUACAUGAUGUGAAACAUUUUAUUUUUACAAUUUUUUAUACAGGAAUAAAGAUAUUAAUCAUUUUC
This is a messenger RNA of Mytilus californianus (California mussel), 2576 nucleotides long. Its product is annotated as 15-hydroxyprostaglandin dehydrogenase [NAD(+)]-like. The transcript has 7 exons. Gene Ontology annotation, cellular component: cytoplasm. Gene Ontology annotation, molecular function: oxidoreductase activity, acting on the CH-OH group of donors, NAD or NADP as acceptor. NCBI's taxonomy places the organism in Eukaryota, Metazoa, Mollusca, Bivalvia, Mytilida, Mytilidae. The record is from RefSeq and is a predicted model, not a curated record. Bases 135 to 938 code for a protein of 267 amino acids.